This is a messenger RNA of Lactuca sativa (garden lettuce), 1580 nucleotides long. RefSeq names its product Regulator of Vps4 activity in the MVB pathway protein. The record is from RefSeq and is a predicted model, not a curated record. NCBI's taxonomy places the organism in Eukaryota, Viridiplantae, Streptophyta, Magnoliopsida, Asterales, Asteraceae. Gene Ontology annotation, biological process: protein transport.
AUGUUCAUCGUCAUAUUUAUACGCAGAUUCUUUGCUUGGUUUCAUCUUCUUCCCUCAUGCCAAAGCUUCCUUUCCCUUCCUUCAUGAUACUAUCUAUCUUCGACUUCUUUCAUAUCCAACCAUCAAUAAAUUUUCAUUCGGUUAAAAUGAAUGAAAAUCACCUUCUCCAAUCUGAUUAUAUCGGUUUACAUUCAUGAAAUUCUUUGCAAACAUGAUUGAGACGUGGUUCAGAAGAAGUUUUUACUCGAAAUGCCAUUCAAAUAUCAAGCUGACAUUGAUGCGAAUCGAGAUUAUAAAGAGGAGGCGAAAAGCAAUGGAGAAGUAUUUGAGGAAUGAUAUUGUUGAUCUUCUGAGAAACGGGUUUGUUGCUGAUGCUUAUCAUAGGGCUGCGGGACUAUAUCUUGACCAAAAUCGGUCAUUAUGUUAUGAUUUCAUCGAGCAAUUUUGUAUGCUGAUCAUAAACCAUCUCACAGUCAUGAAUGAUCAGAGUGAAUGCCCAGAAGAAUGCAGGGAAGCAGUCUCAUCGUUGAUCUAUGCUGCUGCAAGAAUUGCUGAUUUGCCGGAAUUGCGCGAACUUAGGAGCUUGUUUACCGAGAGAUAUGGCAAUUCACCCGAAGCUUUUAUCAACAAAGAGUUUAUGAAUUUGUUUAAAAAGGAGCGCCCAACACAUGACAUGAAGAUUCACUUGAUGCAAGAGAUUACGUUAGAACAUGGUGUAGAAUGGGACCCCAAUUCACUAGAACAAAGUUCAAACAAGCCACCCUCAUCCAUCGACUCCCAAAACAUGUAUGGUGAUGGAGACAAUGAAGAAUCUCAUGGAACCCACAAUGAAAAUGGCUUGAGGAUAAAAGUUCAAGAGACAGGACACCACGAGGGGUCAAACGGUGAAAUUGAAAAACAAACGGAUCAAAUGCGUAAACGAAUUUUAGAUUACUGGUCAAGGACCACUAGUCUAUUCUCAACUAGCCGAGAAACUAGCACAAGUUCAGACGAUAGUUCUUCUGAUGAUUCAAGUAAAGGAAGAUCAUUCUUUGGAUUAAGACAAAAACAUAACGGUAACAAGGAGAACCAAGAGGUUUCAAAUAAUUCAAAUAUUCAAAUUUUAGACAAUAAUGCCACAUUACCACCAGGUGAGAAAAACACACGACGAAGAAAACGUGGGCCCCUGUCACGAGUGAAAUCACAUUCCACUGAAUGUGUGCCAAAUCCAUUAGCAAAGAAAGGGCAUGUGCGAACGGUUUCAGAUGUAACCAAUAAUCCACCAAGGGGACAUGUUCAUCCAAAACUCCCUGAUUAUGAUGAAAUAAAAUCUCGAUUUGCAGCCCUUAGAGCAAAAACUUAAGAGCAAUGGUUGAAGUUAUGUACAUAUGCAUAAACUCUUUCUUCCUUAUAGGUGUGUCUUAUAUUCAUUACCUAACUUCUUAGAUGUUUGCUUUAGUGCGAGGUCUCACUUGAAGUUGUCAUUAUGUUUAAAAGAUUCAUAUGGUGUAAAUAAUAUAACUUAUAAUAAAAUAAUGCCAAGUGAAUAAGUGUUUGUUGUAACUUAUGUAGUCUCGUUAUCACGUGGAUGAUUUUUUAAA